AUGUGGAGUGAUUCUUUACUAAUAGUUUUCAUUUCUAUAUGUACGGCAUUCUUAGGUGAAGGGCUUACUUGGAUAUUGGUCUACCGGACAGAAAAAUACCAAAAACUGAAAGUUGAAGUUGAACGUCAAAGUAAAAAGCUUGAAAAACGCAAGGAAGCCCAUGGAGACUCUUUGGAUAAACAACAUAAGAAGAAAAUUGAAAGAGAAGAGGAAAGAUUAAAGAACAACAACAGAGAUCUUUCAUUAGUGAAGAUGAAGUCCAUGUUUGCCAUUGGAUUUGCAUUUACAGCUCUACUCAGCAUGUUUAACAGCAUAUUUGAUGGAAGAGUAGUAGCAAAGCUACCUUUCUACCCUAUCUCAUGGAUACAAGGACUUAGCCACAGGAACUUGCCAGGCGAUAACUAUACUGACUGCUCCUUCAUUUUCUUGUACAUACUGUGUACUAUGAGCAUAAGGCAAAAUAUUCAGAAGCUUCUAGGCUUUGCUCCAUCACGUGCUGCUUCGAAACAAGGUGGAGCCUUAUUUGCCACACCCCCUGCCCAAUUUAAGUAA
Messenger RNA from Arctia plantaginis, 552 nucleotides. Lineage: Eukaryota; Metazoa; Arthropoda; Insecta; Lepidoptera; Erebidae. The record is from the annotation of a GenBank genome assembly.